Scheffersomyces coipomensis is the source of this 342-nucleotide messenger RNA. RefSeq lists its product as uncharacterized. The transcript has a single exon. The record is from RefSeq and is a predicted model, not a curated record. NCBI's taxonomy places the organism in Eukaryota, Fungi, Ascomycota, Pichiomycetes, Serinales, Debaryomycetaceae. The coding region runs from base 1 to 342 and encodes 113 amino acids.
AUGAAUCUCUAUAAAGAAAGUCUCUGUCUAACGUUAUACGUCUGUUGUCUCUUAAUACCCUUUUAUCUCAAUUCUUAUUGUUUGAUUCUUCAGGUGGAUGGUAAACAGAAAUCAAAAUCAGUUACAUCAUAUUAUCCAUUAUCUCCCAUCAAUUUGUUCAUCACAGUGGCGUUGAACUCAAUUGCAUAUCUCUUGUUACGGGAAUCCAAUCAAUCUAUCCCCGUAUCUCUACUUAUCGUAUUAUUUGGACACGUAUUCCCAACUUGGAGGGCAAUUCGAUUACUUAGAGUGGGUGUAACUAUUACGAUUGUUAUCAAAAUAGCCAAACCUAAAAGAGAAUAA